AUGGAGGCAGACUAUGGCUCCGGCCACGCGGCGCCUGGCAAUACGAACCGCUGGAACUACCACCCCGCCAACGCGCACCACAUCAACAUACACAACGUACGCAACCGUUCCGCGACCGUCGACCCUCCCAAGGCUCACGAGUUCUGGACUCUCAAGCCCGGUGAGAAGAAAGUCGAGCAUGAGCCUGAUACUCGUACUGCCAAUACCGAGAUCUUCACUCUACGCGCGGAAGAUCAUACCAUGGGCAACCUAAUUCGCGACUCUCUCCUUGCUAUGCCGGAGGUCACCUUCGCUGCCUACAAAUGCCCUCAUCCUCUUGACAACCGUGUCAUUAUCCGAGUUCAGGUCGACCCCAAGUCAGACAUGCGUCCUGUCGAUGCCUUCAAGGUCGCCUGCGAAGAAGCCAUCAAGAAUCUUGAGAUCUUCUUGCGCCGUUUCAAGACCUCGUACGACCUGACUCGCAUGUCUCAGGAGAACCAAGGUCAGGGCAAUGCUUGA
Cyphellophora europaea CBS 101466 is the source of this 498-nucleotide messenger RNA. RefSeq lists its product as uncharacterized. Gene Ontology annotation, cellular component: RNA polymerase II, core complex. Gene Ontology annotation, biological process: transcription by RNA polymerase II. Lineage: Eukaryota; Fungi; Ascomycota; Eurotiomycetes; Chaetothyriales; Cyphellophoraceae. The record is from RefSeq and is a predicted model, not a curated record. Gene Ontology annotation, molecular function: DNA binding; protein dimerization activity. The transcript is spliced from 4 exons. Bases 1 to 498 code for a protein of 165 amino acids.